Messenger RNA from Bipolaris victoriae FI3, 249 nucleotides. RefSeq lists its product as hypothetical. The annotation marks the transcript as partial. NCBI's taxonomy places the organism in Eukaryota, Fungi, Ascomycota, Dothideomycetes, Pleosporales, Pleosporaceae. The transcript has a single exon. The record is from RefSeq and is a predicted model, not a curated record.
CUCUUGUCCAAUUUCAGCAAGCGAGGCGUCUCGGAAGCAUUUACAAUACGGCGUUUAAGAAUUCAGAACUGGCCUUUCGAGCGUCCAAUGGACAACGCAAGUUUGAUGAUUUACGAUACCCAUUGGGAUUCAAGGAACGAACCCACUCAGUCUUAUAUCCUUCGAGGGAGUUAUGUUUGGUUUGGAAUAUUGCGCGCAUUGCGCUUGGGUUGGUUUUAUAAUGGAGCACGGGAGUCGUCUAUGUCUUGA